Molecule: messenger RNA, 1615 nt
Organism: Bacillus rossius redtenbacheri
Lineage: Eukaryota; Metazoa; Arthropoda; Insecta; Phasmatodea; Bacillidae
Gene: Polr3F
Product: DNA-directed RNA polymerase III subunit RPC6
Exons: 7
Coding region: 316-1317 (333 amino acids)
Biological process (GO): transcription by RNA polymerase III
Cellular component (GO): RNA polymerase III complex
Source: RefSeq, a predicted model, not a curated record
UUCUAUUCUAUGGAAGAUUGCCAUCUAUCCCCUCCCUUAUCAACGGGACAGCCGGAGGCGACAGGCAAUUGUAAUUAAACGAUUCAACGAUUGUAAUUAAUUCAUUAUGACCGGUCCCGAAACCUAUGCCCCAAUGCCGCGGCUUACUUCCUAACCAAUCCGAAAACCAUGAUUUUCACAUAUUUUUAUUCUUGUAAAUUUAUGCCCGGGUGCUAAACUUAUUGUGUAUUUAAGGUUACCUGUAAAUAAACAACCUUCUAUUUAGUAAUAGUAAAACCGGGCAAAUGUGAUUUUCCAAUUGAAGUUCUCUCUAAAAUGGCAGACGGUAUUAAAAUUAAACAAGAAAAGCAAUCAGAGGCCACAUCGUCUACAACUACAGAUGUGGAACAAAGGGUGAUGGAGCUUGCCAGGUCCUCAGCCAAGGGCAUAUCUGAUGCAGACAUCCAGAGAGAGUUGCCAUACAUCACACCGCAGCAGAAAGUUGUCGUCAUCAACAAGCUAUUGUCUCAAGGUGUCCUGGAUGUGUUCAGCCAGGGUGGAAGCUUGUGGUACAGAACGAAGAAUGCGUCUGCAGGAGGCAGCAUGAAGGGAGCAGAUACAGAAGAGAAGGUGGUGUAUGGCAUCAUCGAGGAGGCAGGCAACAAGGGCAUAUGGAUCAGAGACAUUCGCUAUAAGUCCAACCUCAUUCCGUUGCAGCUGAACAAGGUGCUAAAGGCGCUUGAGGGCAAGAAGCUCAUCAAGGCUGUUAAAUCUGUGUCGGCGAGCAAGAAGAAGGUGUACAUGUUGUACAACCUGGAGCCGGACCGCAGUGUGACGGGUGGUGCAUGGUACUGUGACCAGGAUUUUGAGGCAGAGUUCGUGGAUGUGCUGAACCAACAGUGCUACCGCUUCCUGCAGCAGAAAGCAGGGGUAACCCUCGACAGCAAGGGUGGGCCCCUGGCUGCACGCAACAUGGCCUAUGCUUCUUCCAAAGACGUGUGGAGGUUUAUCUCUGAGCUGGGCAUCAGCAAGACCACAGCCCAGUCUCUCUCAAUCGCCGCCCGGAGUGUAGGACGUCUUCCGCACCUCAUCUACUUCACUGUGCAACUCUCAGUAGAUGACAUGGAAACUAUCCUUGACACCCUGGUGUACGAUGGCAAGGUGGAGCGCUCUACGGCUAUGGAUAGCACUCGUCUGUAUCGUGCAAUCAAGUCUCUGCUGCCGUCCCCCGGGAUAGUCUGCAUGCCGUGCGGGGUGUGUCCGGUGUUGCGAUCUUGCAGUGACAUCGGCUCUGUGACUUCCCACAGUUGUGUGUACAUGAAGGAAUGGCUCGAGUGAACAAGAAUACUGCAGCUUUCAGCAACUCAAUACAGGCACCAUUAUCAAUGUGCAGCAAAAUUUAAAGCAUCUGCAACUUUGUGGGAAACCUUACUUUCAAAAUAAGUGUUCUAUUAAUUUUCAUUUUGAUUAUAAUUUGAUAUAAUUUUUAAUAUGUGACUUUGAAUAUAGAGUUUGUAUUCAUGUUUGGUUGUUUCAGUAGAAUUAUGUUAGUUCACAAACAUGGGGAUUACAGUUUUAGGCUAAGAAUUAUUUAAUUACUUAUCAGUGAAAUAAAAAUACAUAUCAUAAAAAGGGC